Ylistrum balloti is the source of this 1935-nucleotide messenger RNA. Its product is annotated as T-box protein H15-like. The record is from RefSeq and is a predicted model, not a curated record. The transcript has 6 exons. The coding region runs from base 1 to 1935 and encodes 644 amino acids. Gene Ontology annotation, biological process: regulation of transcription by RNA polymerase II; cell fate specification; positive regulation of DNA-templated transcription. Gene Ontology annotation, cellular component: nucleus. Gene Ontology annotation, molecular function: RNA polymerase II cis-regulatory region sequence-specific DNA binding; DNA-binding transcription factor activity, RNA polymerase II-specific. Lineage: Eukaryota; Metazoa; Mollusca; Bivalvia; Pectinida; Pectinidae.
AUGACAGAACAUAUUAUUUAUCACCAGCAAUUUGAGGAGAGCAGGCGUCAAAACUCCGAAACAGUUUAUUCAUCUCAAAAUGAUAAUAGAAUUUCCAGACCUGUUGAAGAGCAGCACAGCAAUUUUACCCCGGGAAUUGCGAAUGGUAUAAAGUCUUACUAUUACGGUUAUCCAUAUCUUGGUAACGACUCCCAAAAACAUCCUUGCCGAGUCUUACUGGAAACGGAUUCCCCUCCGGAAAUAAAUCCACGAGAUGCAGUCGAAGAAGAUACCCAGGAUACAUCUGAAAAUUCUUCUCCAAGAAGUCAUCAGCUGUCUUCUCCUCAUAAAUCUAUCGCGAGUACCGAUGGAUCGAACUACGUUUGUCUACAGCCUGCAGACCUCAAUUCGAUGCAAGGAAAUUUUCAGCAUCCCUUUCCGGUUCAAUAUCAGAACUAUUCAGGUGAGACCUCCGGCCAAAUGUUACCUGUAAAUGCGGAACAUAUGCAGCAGUAUCUGAACUAUCAACAUGGUUACGAAGAUGUAGUAGCGAUGCCAGGUCACCAGUACCCCAGGGGAUACGGGGGCAGUCCUCCCUCACACAAGCAGCCCAUUGCGCAUACCCCGUCCCACCUGAUAAACUCGCCCCACGGGAUGGCGCCAGGGAGUCAACCCGAAGAGGACCUGUCCCCCCAGGCAAGAUGCCUUUAUCAGCCUGCGGACGAAGAGAAAGCUUGUGUGUAUCUUUGUAAUAGAGACCUCUGGAGCAAAUUCCACGCACACACUACUGAGAUGAUCAUCACAAAACAGGGCAGGCGGAUGUUUCCCACACUUCAAUUCAGCUUGACUGGACUCUGCCCGUCCAAACAUUACAACGUCUUUGUAGACAUGAUUUUGGCUGAUCAUCACCACUGGAAGUUCCAGGGCGGCAAAUGGACGGCGAGUGGUCAAGCCGAACCUCUUCCACAAACUGGCCGUGUUUAUCUACAUCCCGAUUCCCCGAGCUCUGGAAGCCAUUGGAUGAAACAGGUUAUCGUCUUCAGCAAGCUCAAACUCACAAACAACAAAAGCAACUCUCAAGGACUUAUUGUGUUGAACUCCAUGCAUAAGUACCAGCCUCGUAUCCAUGUUAUUGAGGUUGGCACGUGCGGGCUGAACGACCAAAAGACCCUCCAGACGCAUGCGUUCCCGGAAACACAGUUUAUAUCCGUGACAGCGUAUCAAAAUACUGAUAUCACCCAACUGAAAAUUGACCACAACCCUUUUGCGAAGGGAUUCAGAGAUAAUUACGAAGGGAGAUGUUUUGAAGGUUUCCCGACACAAGACAAAUAUCAGAUGUUAACAGAAAAUCAGCUUGUCGGCGGACAUGGACCCGCAAACGAUAUGUUUCAAGCCGCCAAACCGAAUCCGUACCAAUCUGAACAGUACUCAAACGGGAGAAUGGUUUUCCAUUCAGGUCAACAACAAGGAGAAGCUACCGGAAAUGGAUGUUACAACCCAGUAUCAUCAUCACAUGUAAUUACCACGGAUGGUAGUUUAUACUUCCCGCCACCUGCAAAUACAAACUUGAAGCGCACGCGAUAUGACAUGGAAAACAACGACAUCGAACGAGACCAGACAGAGGCUAUAAAAAAGGAACAUCAUUCAAAUGGAUCUGCUAUCUCACCAGAACAUGGCGUCAAAGGCGAGUCGUACAACCCCAUGACUAGUCGUUGUUGGACCGAAAACUGUCACAUGGAGGACAAGGAUGGAUACGAGUUACCGGAAAAGAAGCAGAAAAUCUCGCCUGCGAAUGUACAAGAAGGAAGAAAGAUGUCACCGGAUGCGGAAAGGUACAGUAGGUUCUGUACUAAUCCCAAAAGAGAUAGUUGUGUGACCGUCGAAAAUUUUGGAGAAUUCAGCCAGUGUUCGGAUGUCAAGGUAGAACAAUAUAACAAUUUUUAUAAUCCUACAUAG